Messenger RNA from Blepharisma stoltei, 2323 nucleotides. NCBI's taxonomy places the organism in Eukaryota, Ciliophora, Heterotrichea, Heterotrichida, Blepharismidae. The record is from the annotation of a GenBank genome assembly.
AUGGAAAGUGAAGAUAAUGAAAUCGACUUAUUAGCUAACACAAAAUUAACUUACUCCCCCCCCCCCUCCGUGAGCGAACAAAACCAUUAGAAAAAUCGCCAUUUUUUGACCAAAAACCCACCCUCCGUGAGUGAACAAAAAUUUUUUUAAUAGAAAAAAUUUUAAUGGAAAAAAAUUUGGAUAUAUAAGUGAUAAUUAGUAUAAUGAAAUCUAGAGCUAAUUCUGUUUAAUUUUAAACAAAUUGCGUUUUAAAACAUAAAUUUUGCAAAUUAAAUUAAUAUUUGCUUCCCAAUUUUUGCAAAUUAGGAUUUUUUUAAAUUUCGAAAAAAAUAUUUUUUAUAAAAUUUAUAUAUAAAUUUUUUUUAAAAAAAAAAAUUAACCCCCCUCCGUGAGCGAACAAAAUUUUUUUGUUCGCUCACGGAGGGGGGGGGGGGAGUUAUAGUCAAGUUUUUGAUCUUGCUACUAGUAAAACUUCUGAUGAAAACUCAGCAACUCUGCAAAAUCAGUCUAUUUGAAAAAUUUUGAUUCUUGAUGAACUCUCAAGUUUAAGUUUGACAACCUUGAUCCACAUAAGUAGUCUACGAAAACAUAACAUUACACUAUAUCUCAGUCUCAACUCACAGAGAGAGCCUUUAGCCUCUGCAAUAGCAAUUUAUUUAAUCGAACCCACAGAAAUCAAUAUUCAGCAGCUAAUAAGAGACAUGACAAAUCGAUUAUAUGAUGCCUAUCAAAUUGAUUUCCUUUAUCAUCCAUCACAAGAAAUUAUACAAAUGCUUAGAAAAGGGCUCUCCGAUGCAACAAUAACUCCCCCUUUAAAUUGAACAAAAUAUUCCAUUUUUUGGGUGCUUUAUGCUCUUUAAAUUGGAACAAAUUGUUUUAAUGGGAAAAUUAUGUAAGUAAAAUACUAAUUUUAUAAAAUAGCCUAAUUUAAUGGAAAAAUGAAAUAGAAUGCUAUAUAAACAGUUUUCGCACUGUGUCGAGUAAUUUCAUUUAAUAAUAAUAUAUUAUAAAAAUAAAUUGAAAUUAUAUUUUUUUAAUUUUUAAUUAUAAUUUUUUAGAAAACAAUUAACUCCCUUUAAAAUAGAGCAGGAUUUUUUGUCAAAUUUAAAGGGGAGGAUGACUAAGAUCAAAGCUGCUUAAAAUGUGCGUGUUUCAUCUCAAUUAUAUUGUACUAGAGGAAAAAUUAUUUUGCUUAAAUGGACCUUCUUUUGAAGACUUAUAUUUUUCAAGUGAAAAUUGAAGCUUAUAUGAGAAAAUUGCAAUGGGAUUGUUUUCUAUAUUAAAAACAUGCAAAAUUAGACCUAUUAUUAAAGCUACUAAAGGAAUGAGUCAGCAAGUUGCUUCAAGUCUAGCAAGGCUUUGCUGAGAUGACCAUGAAGAAAUCCACUCUUUAUCACGCCCUUUGUUGCUAAUAGUGGACCGUAAAAUUGAUUUUUCAGUCAUGCUUCAUCAUCCAUGGACAUAUCAAGCCCUCGCUUCUGACGUAUUUGAAUACGAGUCGAAUAAGCUUUUAUUGUCCGGAGAGCCAGCUUUGCUUUAUGAGCUUGACAAAACAAGAGACAAAUUUUGAAAAUUGCAGGGAGACCUUCCAUUUAAUGAUAUCUUAGGAAAUAUUGAGCAGUCAGUCUCUGAUUGAAAGGAAAAGUAUGAUGCGAUUGACAAGAAUUUCAAAGAAACCAUUGGAGAUGUAGCUGAAAUUACUGAAGAAAAAAAAAUCUUAGACACACAUAUGAGCAUUGCUAGCAGGCUAGUUAAUGAAGUCCAUGCAAGGAAUUUGCAUAAUUUCAGCCAAAAUGAAGCUUAUUUAAUGCAUGGUCAAACCCCUGCAGACGAAGAAUUCUUAAAAAAUCAGUCAGAAAAUGACACUGAGGAAUUUAAGCAGGAUUUAUUAAGAUAUGAAAUUAUAAAAUUCUUGCAUGGAAAGAAAGAAAACAUUUCAGAAGAAAAUAUCCUAAGAUUCCUUGAGAGCACUAGAGAAGAAGUAAAACAAACCACAAAAAUGAAGCUGAUCACUGGUUUAGCCAAAAAACUUAAAGAUAACUUAAUGGGGCAUGAACAGUGGUUUCCUAUCACAAAAUUUUUAUAUCAGGCAAUGAAAAAUACAGGCACAGAGCUAGAAACCUAUGAUUCAAUGGAAGAAAAAGGAGGAGGAUACAAGCGAGAGUUUAAUGAAGCUAUUUUAUUUGUGAUUGGUGGAGGAAGUUAUACAGAAUACUGCAAUUUGAAUCAUUUUUCCAAAGAGUUUAAUAAAACUGUUAUCUAUGGAUCUACCGAGAUUUAUUCGCCAAAUAAGUUUUUAGAGCAAUUAAAGAAAGCCAAAUAA